AUGUCAAAUUAAAUUCUUCGUUAUGGCUUCCUCCUAUUCAUAUCCUGAAUUAUUUUUGGCGGGUUUUAUAUUUACCUUGCCCUUUUUAUAUGAAAAAAGCAAUGUUUUCCGAUAUUACUUGAAAUUUUUCCUCUACUACGCUUAUGUGUUAAUCACUUGCACAGUGCUAUUGCCCGUAGUAUUAAUAUAUCCUCGCGACGUAACAAACCUAAUAGUUGCUUCCAGAUUUUGUCGUUAUGCCUCAUAUAUAGUAGGUAUAGAAUGGGAGUUGAGGGGGAUGGAACAUUGGAACUCUGAACAAUGCUAUAUUGUGAUAUCUAAUCAUCAAAGCUCAUUAGAUAUAUUAGGCAUGUUUGAAAUGUGGCCACGCAUGAAACGCUGCACUGUCGUGGCGAAGAGACCUUUAAUGUUUACUGGUGCAUUUGGUUUUGGAGCUUGGCUCUCUGGACUAGUAUUUAUUGACCGGUUAAGAACAGAGCGAGCUCGACAACUAAUGAAGGAUGCUACUCAAAGAGUCAUAAAAGAAAAAACAAAGCUAUGGAUAUUCCCAGAAGGGGCAAGAUUUAACAAAGGCAGUAUACAGGCAUUCAAGAAAGGAGCAUUUUAUUUAGCUAUUGAUGCUCAGAUACCAAUUAUGCCAGUUGUAUUUAGUCAAUACUAUUUCCUUGACAGUGAGACCAAGACAUUUGAACCAGGAAAAGUUGUCAUCACUACACUGCCUCCUAUCCCAACAAGUGGAAUGACUCGCAAUGAUGUUGAAAGAUUAUCUGAAAUAGCUCGCCAGCAAAUGAUUGAUGUUUUCCAUGAGACCUCCAAAGACUUGGUCAUGCAAAAGAAAAUUGCUAUUUAAAACUAUCCAUAAACACCUCCAAUUAAUUGAUGUAAAUCAAAUCUAAAAAGUAUUUCCUAGAAUCUCAUCUUAGAAAAUUAAGUGCUAUUUAUUAGUUUUUUUUAACAUUUUAUUAUUGUUUGAUUGAUUGUAGUCAUUAGGAUGUGAGGUAUUUGUAAAUUCUCUAAACAUGUACACAUCAAAUGUUGUAUAUUACUCAUGAAAAUGUGAACAUGUGGAGAUAUUUGAAGACAAGUGCCAAUCAUUCACUUUAUGGCUAGUUAAUUAAGUUUACUCCAAGAAGCCAUAAUGUAGUUAUAUAACUGUGUUGUUCCUUUUACAAACCUCUAGUCGUUUUUUUUAUUUGUUUAGUGAGAUGUAGUAUAAGAGGAUUAUUUCCUAUUUCUAGUCCUAUUUUUAUUUGUAAGUUUUACCUGUUUACCCAUUUUGUUGACUGAUAUUAUAUAAAAAUGUUUGUUCUUCCUUUAUGCCUUUAGAAUGUUAAAGUAUCUUAUAUUGUAAGUAACUCAAUUGUUUAUUAUUAUUGCAUAAGUAGUUGUUAGUAAUUUCACAAGCAAAUCAAGAAAAUGGUUUACAUAAGUCUGCCAGUGAUAUUAUAUUCACUUGAUAAAAACACCCUUUAUAGUUAGAAAUAACUGUCAUGUAUAUAAUUUUAUUGUAAUAAGCAUGUCGCAAUAGAGACGAGUGGAAGGGGGGUAGAGAGGACGCUGCCCUGCAGUGGGACGACCAUGGCUGAAAAUAAAAUAAAAAUAAAUAAAGCAUGUCGCAAUAUAUCUGGUGCUUAUUUUUACUGUCAUGGUUAUGAUAUACCAAUCAGUAGCUAUGAGACAAAUAAUCUAGACACAAUUUGCCUAAAAUUUAACCCUAGGUGUUAAUUAAAUAAAACAAGUUUAGAGAAUCUUAGAUAAAUAUUUAUUUGGCUAAGCCAAUGAUUCUAAAAUGCAAUGUAAUUUAAUGCGUUUGGGCUGUAUGCUCGUAAGAUAUACAAAAGCGUCGAUUCUCUUGUACAAACAAUUAAUUUGUAUGUGUAAUGUACUGAUAAUACAAAAAAUACAGAUUUCUAUUAAAUAUUUUCUAUUCAAGUUUAUUUGAAAAUCUAACUAGUAACAGAGAGCAAGGGUUCUAUUGUUUGAAGAGAAUCGACGCCUAUGGCGAGGUUGUGAGAUUGUCACAUAACACGAGGCUUAUUUGAUUAAUAUCAAGAACUUGAAACAAUUUCGAACAAGCCUAUUGAAACACCUCUAAGCUUUGUGUGUACUAUGAUGAAGCUAAGGAUGGACAGAGCUUAAUGUAGGUUAUGUUGAAAUUUAAGAGAGCAAUAGUAUGAAAAUCCAGAUUUAUAAAUUUGUUAGUUCUCGCUCUUGUAGAGAUAGUAUGCCUCUAGAGGACAUUAUAGAUUCAAUUUUAUACUUAGCAUGUAACUAUUUGAAUACUGACACUUUUAUAACCACUGUUACAGUAACUUGUCCAAAGUAUUAAUCAGUAGGAAUCAAAAAAGGUUUAAUCAUUACUUGCGCUAGAUUGACGCAAUUAUUUUGUUUUCAUACUUUUUCGCUUUCUUAAAUCUUCACAACUAUCUGCUUAUUAGUUACAACUGUACUGUCAAAUACAUUUUGAUACACAAUGCACAUAAUUAUGCAAAAUUCGUGGUUAUAAAACCUGCAUCACUAGUUCGUCACAAGCAAUAAAGUUCAUAAUCUAUGUAUCAUAAACCUGAAUGUUUGCUAUAAGAUUGUGAUUUAAUAGUUCUUGUGCGAGAGAAAGAAGAAAUAAAUUGCACAUACAAUAAAAA
Messenger RNA from Spodoptera frugiperda (fall armyworm), 2642 nucleotides. RefSeq names its product 1-acyl-sn-glycerol-3-phosphate acyltransferase alpha (gene Agpat1). The transcript is spliced from 5 exons. Gene Ontology annotation, cellular component: endoplasmic reticulum; membrane. NCBI's taxonomy places the organism in Eukaryota, Metazoa, Arthropoda, Insecta, Lepidoptera, Noctuidae. Gene Ontology annotation, molecular function: 1-acylglycerol-3-phosphate O-acyltransferase activity. The coding region runs from base 23 to 850 and encodes 275 amino acids. Gene Ontology annotation, biological process: phosphatidic acid biosynthetic process. The record is from RefSeq and is a predicted model, not a curated record.